CGGAUCGAAACUGAGCUGCAACCUUCUUUAUAGUCAUAUUACAUAAACAUCUACAUGUGGGCUGGCUCAACAUUACGAUCCCCUAAAAUGCGGACUUUAGCCUUACUUGCCGGCUGUCUGUUUACCAAGUAAAACUAGCUGACAAAUUCCAACACCGAUGCCCUAUAACAUGUCAGAUUAAAGAGUCUUACUAGACGUUGGACCACAAAGCACAAUAUGGACCGGCUGGACACUCGGGGAGCUAGGCGGUCGCUGAUACGAGAAGCCAUCGAGGUUGGACAACGCGAAGUAAAUGAACUUGAUGGGGAGGGCCUCCGCUUCACCUCCCGCCAUGACAAAGUCGCAGCAGAGCGGGGCGUCGGUCUUGGACUGUACCUUAAGAUUCUGCCAUGGCUCUUUUGGAUGAUGGUCUGGAUGGCCUUUUGCUCGAUGCCGUACUUGAUCGUCAUCAACACCUCCGUCUUCACCGAUUACGACCACAGAAAGGAUUUUGCGUUCGGCGUUAAAAUGUACGACCGUUUCGUACUUCCUUCCUUCACUUUCGCAGCCAUCGUGGACGACAAGAAGGACAACGGAACGCUGCAGUACAUCAACACCAACAUCGCAGACACGUGGAAGGGACCCAUGCGCAAGGGCGUGUUCCUCACAUGGCUGUCUCUUGUGGACGCGGGCGCAACGGCGGUGCUGGCAGGCGCAGUGGUGGUGCUGUUCUUUGUGGUGGACAGCUGGUUGCAGCGCUCGGACCGGAAGACGCGCGAGGUGUCGGACUACUCCGUCAUCGUGGGCGGACUACCGCCCACUAUCACAGCGACAGAGCUGGGCCAGUACUUCCAGGAUCGCUUCGGAGAUGACCCACGGGUCGAUAAGGUGAUGGAUGUGGUGCUGGUGAAGGACCUGGCGCCCGUCAUCAACGCAUGCAAGAAGGUUCACAAGUACGAACAAAUCCAGCGUUUCAUAGACCGGAUCCAAGGCAAGCACAAAGGCAAGCACAACAAGGGAAAGGCUACGAAGGCCGGCGCCAAGCAUGCCCAGGCUGGAUUCAAAACCGGUGUUCGGGACGCGGUGGAAAGCAAGGACGUGUCUCCCGGGAAGGAGCCUGGGAAGGAGGAGGAGGCGGCGGCGGAGAAGAAGGUGGUGGUGACCCACAUCACUGCCACAGCGGGGCAUGCAGCAACGGCGGCAGCUGCAACGGCGGCGGCAGCAGCAGCGGCAGUGGUGGUGCCAGAGGGGGCGGCGGCAGCAGCAGCGGUGCGGGGAUCCGGGGGUACUGGUACUGCUGCUGCCGGAGUCGACGACGUGCGGUCCUCGGAGGGCCUAGCCUCGUCCCGGGCGUCAAGACCCGCCAAGUCGCUUUCCUUCAACAUGAGCCGGCAGCUGGCGGAGACGGCUGGCAAGAUCCGGCAGCAACAGGCGCUCAUCAGUGACCGACUGGAGGCGGGCAUGAUACACACGCAGGCGGCCUUUGUGACGUUCAACACGGAGCGCAUGCGCAUCAACGUGUGCAGGCGCAUGCCCUCGGGCUGGUGGUCCGCGCUGCUGACCCCCCGGCGACUGCAGCUGCCCCACCGCGGGCGGCAGUGGCGGCUGUGGGUGCAGCGCGCGGCGGCACCCGACGACUACCGCUUCGAGAACCUGGCCACACGCACUCGCACCAACAUGCUCAUCCAGCUGGCCACCGGCUUGGUUAUGUUCGUGUUGAUGCUGGUGUGCGCGGCGCUCAUCACUUGGCUGUCCAGCCUGUCCAACGAGACCGCCCGGGACCUCAAGUGGGACACGGCAGCGGUGACGGGGCCGAUCAGUUCUGGCUGGUCUCGUGUGUUGUCCUCCUCCUCCCCGGCGCCCUCACUACCGGCGGCGGGGCACCACCACCGCUCCCUCCUGUCAGCUGUCGACGCAGGGAGCAACAAGACGCUGUACGACACCUUUUGUACUGCCAUGAUGCCCACCUGCUCGGCCUACGUGAACGACAGGUUCACAGACGCGCACAUCAACAUGACGUUCGGGAGCGAGUGGGGUUUCUCCAGCUCCACCUCCCGCCUGCUGUACGAGCGACCCAUCCGGCAGGACCUGCUGACAUGCGGACAGCAGCCCGCCUCCGGCUCCCCCUCCUGCCCCGUGUCGUACUGCCUGCCAUGCUACUGCAUGGGCCUCAGCUACAGCCCCACCGCCUCCGCCUCCGCCGACUUCCUGUCGCACAUCAAGGAGGUGUGCGGACCCUACAUGGUGCAGUUCGAUCUGCGUCGUGAUGGGUUGCAGGUGGCCAUCUCCCUGGUGGUGGCGCUGAUCAACUCGCUGCUGGUGUUCGUGCUGCGGCUGCUCAAGACGUUUGCGGAGCGGCACUGGACCACCACCGACACGGAACUGAGCUUCGCCGUGUGGGCCUACCUGGUCAAGGUGAUCAACUCGGUGGUGGUGCUGCUGGUGGUCAACUGCUCCACACUCAGCAACCUGCAGCAAAAGGAGUCUACCGCCUUCCAGCGCUCCCGCUGGCUGCGCAGCUUCAUACUGAACGGCCUGUACGAGGACUUCACACCCGACUGGUACAAGGCCGUCGGCUUCUCCAUCCAGUGCCUGCUGUUCAUCAACGUGCUGGGCCCGCUGCUGCGCUCCGCGGUGGACUACGGGCUGAAGCUGCUGCUGCGCUGGCGGCUGCGCAGCGGGCACUGCGGCAAGCUGGCGGCGCCGGAGGACUACAACACCGCGUACAGGUCGCCGCAGUUCACCCUGGAGGUGCGCACCAGCGACAUCAUGUUCAACCUCACGUUGGCGCUGCUGUUCGGCAGCGGCAUGCCGCUCUGCUACCUCGCAGUGGCAGCCUACCUGGCCCUCACAGCGGGCUGGGACCGGCUGUGCCUGCUGCGGCUCAACCAGCCGGCGCAGCGCUACCAGAAGCACCUGCCGCGGGCCAUCAUGCAGCUCCUGCCGGUGCUGCUGGUGCUGCACUGCGCCUUCGGGCUGUGGAUGCACACCUACUUCAAGGCCGACCUGGCCGCCAUGAGCCUCACCGGGGGCGGGCAGGCGGCGCAGGGCGGCGGCGGCGGUAUCGACUCGCUGUCUCGCAACUGGCUAGGUCGCCGCAUCACGCAGCCCAACGGCCUGCCGCUGCUGGUGUGGGGGGUGUGUCUGGCGGUGUGGCUGCUGUUCGGAAGGUGGAUCAUCUGGGGCGCCCUCAAGCUGCUGGGCCGCGGCUGCGUGCGGCUGGCGGCGCUGCUGCGCUCGCUGGCGCCCGAUGACGGAUCCUCGGAUGUGACGUACGAGGAGGCGCUGAGCUCCUCCAAGCUGGUCCGCAUGCUGCGCGGCGCGCGCACCUACCGCAUCCACCACCUGCUGGGAUACCAGCCCUACCUCAAGGGUGACGCGGGCAGGCUGUGGGCGGCGGCGCAGGGGGCGGAGCGGUACACGCGACUGACCUCCUUCCGUGUGGAAGUGGAGGUGGAGGUGGAGGGCGGCGCGGUGGAGCGGCGAGUGGUGGAGACGUUUGACGUGUCAGAGGACGUCAUCACCGCCGGUCCCAAGAUCACCCUGGCCCCGCAACCCUCCUCCUCCUCCCCGCCGCUGCCCUGCCAACCACCACCACCACCACCGCCGCCGCCGCCGCCUCCGCAUGGGCAGACAUCGCCGCCAAAGCUGCCCCUGCCGCCGCUGCCCCGGCACCAUCCCCACGCACAGCACCCACCCCCACCCCCGCCGCCGCCGCAUCAGCAACAACAGCAGGAGCAGCAGCAGCCACACCCCCCUGCCUCCACAUCGGGUCUUCCCUCCGCUGCCCUGCAGGCCGCCCUGCUACAGCACGCGGCUGCCAUCCAGGAAGCCAGCGGCGGCCGCAAGGUGGUGCGCAGCCUCACAGUGCUCGCCAUGUCCGCCAGGGUAGGACAGCCCGCACCGCCGCUGCUGCAGCUGGUAUCGGACGGAGUGGUGCUGCCUGCAGCGGCGGCAGCCGCGGCAGCAGCCGCCGCAGCUGCUGGCGGCGGUGGAAGGGGAAUGGACGAGGAUUCAGCUGGUUUUGUGCGCGUCAGGGCACUCCUUGAGGGUCGGGCGGUUGUCAGCGGUCCCGCCGCGCCAGUUCAAAGACAUGGCGGGGGGUACGGCAUGGCAGUAGCACCGAUGACGACGGCACCGGAGAUCGCGACAGCGGCGCGAAGCAGCAAGGGUCACCGGUUUGUUGGAGUCGUGCAGCAGGCAGUUAGCGCGGAGAGAUUGCAGCCCUACCGCGGCGAAGACGAUAGCGACGGUGAGGGCGACGGCGACAGCGACAGCCUAAGCGCAGAGGCGAUUCGCCUGUCAGUGAACGAUGCUGCCGCUGCGCCCUCUUCGUCAUCCUCGUCAGCAUCAGCGGGCUGCGGCUGCGGCUCGUCUGCUGUGAGGGGGACGGUGAAGGCGCGGGCCCGUCUGGCAGGCGGUGAGGAUGAUGAUGAAGAUGAGGACGAGGAUGGUAACGAUGGUUCUGAAGGAGAUGCGGAUGUGGACGCGGCGUUCAUACGCCCUGUGAUUACCGCUUCCGCCGGCAGGGGGUUUGGUGCCGCCGCCCCCGCUGGCGACGCCGGCAGGUCGCUUGGAGCGAUGUCGCCACCGCCUCCGCCGCUGCCGCCACCGUCGUUGUCAACGCAGGUGAUACCGUUGACCAUACCGUCGCCUUCGCCGUCCCCUCCGACCAGUCCACCGCCCGUUGCAGCCGGCGGAGGCGGCGCCAGGUUGUCAACGGCGCUGCCUGCGGCGGCAAACUACGCUAAAGCAGCAUACCAGAUGGACGAGAUCCUGGUAGAGGCGCCGUCGCCGGCGGCUGCAAAGCCGGCUGCGGCGGCAAUCGCGUUGAUCGCUGAAAUGGAGGAAGAGGAGGUGGAGGAAGUGGAGGAGGCGGGGGCUGUGGUGGUAAAGGCAGCGCUGCAAGCAGGAGUGCGGGCUGGAGAGAGGGAAGGGGUGAAGGCGCCGAAGGAGGUGCCCCAAGCUGCUGUUCGGAAGCCGGCGCCUGGAGUGCAAGCCAAGGGGCGGACUGUGUGGUGACGAGUCGUUGAAGCGAUAACGUGUGGCCUACGGUACCACCGAGAGUGCAGGUGCAACAGUGCGCUGCAUGUGCGCUGAGAUAGCGUGUUAGGUAUUUGAUAGUACGGUCUGUUAGGGACGUACGGAAGGUUCCAGUAUCAUGCCUGCAGCCGCCGGGACACAGCGACGGCUGGCCAGGGCAGUGGGAGGCAGGUCUGUUAUGCAGCAGCUGUUAGCGGGCAGGCUGCUGCAGUACAUCUGCGUGAGGUUACUGGUAGCAACGGUAUUGCGCUAGUAGCGGUAAUGGUCCUAGUAUGGAUGUAAUGCUGCCGGUGUGUAGCAGGUGGCGCACCGAUGUGCACGAGUGAGUGGGUGGCCCUUGACGGGAGGCGGGUCGUGUGGAGUGAUGUACGUACCGGUGAUAUGAGGGGACGGGAGUUGUGGGGGGCGUCUGUGAGAUGGCAUUGCGUGUAUGGGAUAUGCACUUACUGCUUAGAUCAACAACUUACUUGAGUACUGGUUUAUUUCUUAGCACGUGGGGUGUACCGGCAGUAGCUGCGUCAGGUCUUAGCCUUAGGGGCCUUAGCGCUGUGCCGCAAUCCUUAUUGUGCUGCGAUACUGCAUAGCGGUGGGUUAAAGCGUCCUAAAGGGCCAACCCCUCGAAGCAGCGUUGUGUUAUUUGUACGUCAGGACGUAAAGGUCAGCCUGCUGCCCUGUGAUGGCGGUGCUGGCGUACUGUGGGGUUUGUGCGGUUGCAUAUGCCUCUAUCAGGUACGAACGAUGUACCCUUCGGUAUCACUUCUGUAUUUUCACAAAUUAGUUCCGGGGGUAUGAUGUCAGACUACCCGCGCGCAACAUAUACGCGCACACAUUUUAUGAGUGACAUAGGAGCAAGCAAGGUAGGGAGGCGCCGUGCUGUGUCAAAGCUGUCUUUCUAUUACGAAGCGUGUACACGAACGUUAGUUGUAUGCAAUAAGGCUAAUAUGAGUGGCGCUGUAACGGGG
This is a messenger RNA of Astrephomene gubernaculifera, 5984 nucleotides long. NCBI's taxonomy places the organism in Eukaryota, Viridiplantae, Chlorophyta, Chlorophyceae, Chlamydomonadales, Astrephomenaceae. The record is from the annotation of a GenBank genome assembly.